Messenger RNA from Anopheles aquasalis, 3931 nucleotides. Its product is annotated as transcription termination factor 2. Gene Ontology annotation, cellular component: nucleus. NCBI's taxonomy places the organism in Eukaryota, Metazoa, Arthropoda, Insecta, Diptera, Culicidae. The record is from RefSeq and is a predicted model, not a curated record. Gene Ontology annotation, molecular function: ATP-dependent activity, acting on DNA; ATP hydrolysis activity; protein binding. Gene Ontology annotation, biological process: DNA repair.
UUUCUGUAGCACAACGUGCACCAUGUCUGCGGAGGACAUUUCAAUCUACGCGCCCGAGUCGGGCGGCGAGGAGUCCUUUUCAGCCGAGAAAUCGCGAACCAAGUAUCAUAUGCAGGGAGAUUCAAUCGUGAUCGAUGAAACCGAAUCCGAGGGCGAGGAAGUCCAGGAAAGCACCACACUGGAUGAGAGUGAAGCAAAAGAGGAAGUGGAAGAGGAAGAGGAAGAGGAGGAUGAUGAAAGUCUGGUGCGUCGGAUGAAGAACCGGCAAAGCAAGCGCAUGUCGCUACAUCCGCGGCAGGCCGACGAAAACACGAGCAGCGAGACGGAGCAGGAGAGCAGUAACGCGGCGAUAAGCGCGUCCGCCGAUCUGGAGAGUGACCUGACGGUAGAAGAAGACCAAGAUGAGGAAGACGAUGAACGGCAGGUUGAAUAUCGUGCCUAUUCGCCGGCAACACGACGCAGCAUCCAUGGCCUGCAGCCUGCUACGUCCAGCGAGGACGAGAGUGAGGAAGAGCAGGAGCGCAGCGCAGCGACAGUGGGCAAUGAGAGCGAUAAUGAAAUCGUAGCAACCCGGCGAGUCACGAAAAAACGUUUAGUGAUCUCUUCCGACGAAGAGGUGGGCAACGAAACCGGAGCGGACAACGAAACUGCCAGCUCUGCCCACGACAGCUCCAAAACGGAACACAAUUCGUUCGAAGCUUCACUGACGAUGCACAGUUUUGAUGCCGCCGGUGAUGGUGCAGCUCCGACGACGAAGAAAGCUGCACCGUUACACGAGUCAUCGCCUAUGGUGAGUGUGUCUGGGAACCGGAUAUCAUCAAUUCCUUUCCCCGGUGGCCACCGUGGUUUACCUUCGCAUGGUGACGGAGAUGUAAACGAUUCCAUCAGCAUGAAGCUGUCAUCUACAUUAAAAACGGAUCAGGAAGAUCAGUCGGAGAUCAUGCCUUCGUCGGUGGACGGUCGGGCGGAUAAAGUGGCGACAGCCGUCGGUCGCCCUUCGCCGAACUUAAAGGAAGUGAACGCCGAGAAGAUGUCUUCAUCGCAAAUUCAAGAGAAAUUCGCUGCUACACCUGUUAAAGAUGAGGAUAAGUCUAGUAGUGUGGAGUUGAUAGAAAAAUCGGAAGAGAUACUCUGCCUUAGCAGUGAAGAUGAACCGGUGGCGGUGGUUGCGGAACAACCCCAACCAGCGUCGGAGCGUCGUUCGGUGCCGCAAACACUGGUGCAACCUACGAUAACGGCAUUCGUGCGAGAACGUGUCUCCCAGAGUGAGUACGAUGCCAAUGUCCGUAAGAUGGCCGACCUCAAGUCACAGCUCGUGCUGAUUGAGAAUGUGAUGCGCACCAGCAAUCGGUUGCCGGACAAGGGGGCCGGGUUAGUACGUCGGAUGGCCAAGAUUAAGCAACAGAUUUUUGAACUUUCCAAAGCGAUCGAAAUUACGCGACCAACACCGAAGAAGGGCAUUAAGCAAACGAUCCGGCAGCAGUACGAUCAAAGCUUGGAGAAUUCGGGCAACGCCAGUGGCAACACGAGCGAAGGGACCAGCGCAGGAACUGGCGCAGGGGCAGGCGCAGGAGGAGCAGAACAAGGCGAUGCCAAGCAGCAUCACAUUAGCUGGGAUGUACUGAAGAAGGCGACGGAUGACAUACAGCCACGGUUCACCGGGAAACAGGGCAUUACCACCUUCGAAAACCAGAAGCUACUUACGCUGGAUCGAUUGCAGACGCUGCACAAGUCGAUCGAAUCGUGCCCCAGCGAGGACACGCUGGCUGAUCCACCGAAGCUGUUGAAGAUCGAUUUGAUGAACCACCAACGGCAUGCGCUGGCAUGGAUGCUCUGGCGUGAGUCACAGAAACCGCGCGGUGGCAUCCUGGCCGACGAUAUGGGUCUCGGGAAGACGCUCAGCAUGAUCUCGUUGAUAUUGAAGGUGGCCGAGAUGGAUCCGGACGGUGAGCAGCUGACCCGGACGUUGGAUAGUGAUGAGGAGAACGAGGAGAACGAAAGCCCCGCGGCGUACGGUGGUUGGAAGGCAAAGGGCCGUAAGGAUUACUAUGCCGGUGGAACGCUGAUCGUUUGCCCGGCCUCGCUGAUGCGCCAGUGGGAGGGCGAGAUCACGAACCGUGUCAAGCGGAACUCGUUGGCCGUUUGCGUGCAUCAUGGUACGCAGCGCGACACGAAACCACGGCACAUCGCCAAGUACGAUGUGGUCAUCACGACCUACAACAUUGUGUCGCGUGAAGUCAAGGAUCUCGAAACCGGUGGUGGCGGCUGUCUGUUUGGCGUGAACUGGGAGCGCCUUAUUCUCGACGAAGCGCACGUGAUUCGGAACCACAAGAGUGCCAUGUCCGAUGCGUGCUGUAAGCUGCGUGGUCGUUUCCGCUGGGUACUGACCGGUACACCGAUCCAGAACAAGGAGAUGGACGUGUACGCGUUGAUGAAGUUCCUGCGCUGCUCACCGUUCGACGAUCUGCAGCACUGGAAGCGCUGGGUCGAUAACAAGAGUGCGGGCGGGCAGGCGCGUCUUAACACGAUCAUGAAGUCGAUCAUGCUGCGGCGAACGAAGAAGCAGCUGCAGGACCGUGGUUCGCUCAAAACGCUGCCAACGAAAACGAUCGAGCUGAUCGAGGUGACGCUGGACACGGACGAAAUGAACGUCUACCAGAAGGUGCUGCUGUACUCGAAGACCCUGUUCGCCCAGUUCCUGCACCAGAGGGCGGAGAAGGAACAGGAGAAAGCUUACGGUGGUGGAUUCUAUGGGCGGCCAACGUUUGCCGGUCGUGGCGCUACCGAUGCCUUCGAGAAGGUGCACCAAAGGCUGAAGCGAAUGCACAACAAGCAGGAGGAGAGCGAGGUAAAGCAGUUUCAGAUUUUGGUGCUGCUGUUGCGCCUUCGCCAGAUUUGCUGCCACCCGGGCCUGAUCCACAACAUGCUGGGCGAUGACGAGGGCAACUUCGACAUCUCGGGCCACAGCAACGAGACAUCGAUGGAGGAUGAACUCGAUCUGCUGGGGCAGCUGAACAAGCUGAAUCUGAACGACGUGAUCGCGGAACAGGAAGCAAAGACGCAAAAUGGUGAUAAUCUGUCAUCGAUAUCGUUGAAUCUGUCCGAUAAACUCAAUCAACCCGAAGCAGUCAUCUCGAAGGCCUCGUCCAAGGUGAUGCUCAAGUCCAAUCCCGUGUUCAACCUAGAGCGUAUCAGCUCGAAGAUCGAGAAGCUGUUGCAGCUGAUUGAGGAGAAAAUUAUCGGCACCGACGAUAAGGCGAUCGUGGUUUCGCAGUGGACGAGCGUGCUCGAUAUCAUCGCUACGCAUCUGUCGGCCCGGAACAUUGCUCAUGUGUCACUGACUGGGAAGGUGCCGGUAAAGCUCCGGAAUGAUAUCGUCCUUGAUUUCAACAAACCGUCCACAAAGUCUAAGAUAAUGCUGCUGUCGUUAACGGCCGGUGGUGUCGGGUUGAAUCUCGUCGGUGCCAAUCAGCUGUUUCUACUCGAUCCCCACUGGAAUCCGCAGCUCGAGGCCCAAGCACAGGAUCGAAUUUAUCGUGUCGGUCAAACGAAACCGGUCCUUAUCUGGAAAUUCAUUUGCCAGGAAACGGUGGAACAGAAGAUACUCGCGCUGCAGGAGCAUAAGCUCCAGAUUGCGGACGGUGUGUUAACGGGUAAGGGCAACAAGGGCAGCAAGCUGACGAUCGAUGAUCUGAAGACGCUGUUCGGAGUGUAAAACGGGCACUGUGCCUGCCUGCCUGCCCACGCGACCACAAUCUGUGAUAGUACGAUGGCCCGGUGCCCACGGCGAGUUCUCUUGGCGAAUUAUGAUCACUGCUUGUCCGAAGAAUUGAUUCGAUAACGAUUUCUUUAAGAAUUUUUCCACACAUUUAAACACUUUGAAAUGAGUUUUGAAUGAUGCUUCGUUUGCUAGAAUAAAAUGGUACUUUCU